Molecule: messenger RNA, 834 nt
Organism: Laccaria bicolor S238N-H82
Lineage: Eukaryota; Fungi; Basidiomycota; Agaricomycetes; Agaricales; Hydnangiaceae
Exons: 1
Coding region: 1-834 (277 amino acids)
Biological process (GO): protein phosphorylation
Molecular function (GO): protein kinase activity
Source: RefSeq, a predicted model, not a curated record
AUGUCGUUCAACAACAAUAGAUUCGGUAUUCUUACCAAUUGGAAACACGCCUUGUUCUUGCGUCGCGUUGAAACUCCCAAUCGCAAGACCCUCGAAUACUUCUUGCUGGAACUAAACAGAGAUGGCCGACCACUUUCGAUGCUCAAAGCAGUGGUUGGCAUGGUGUUGCUUGCGGAAAAUGACUGGUUUUAUGCAUCCCCUACUCCAUCCUCUGUCCCUGAUGGUCAACUCUUUGGUACCACCUUGCCUGCCUAUAAGAAGAGGAGGGAAGCAGUUGCCGUUGCUCAUGAAUAUGAUAUGCGACCCAUCAAUGGUGCAUACCCAUGUCAAGCUAUUGACUUUCGCAUUAUUCGCUUCGAUCUCAGCUCCGCUCGCCGUGGAGCGAACGGCUGCACAGUAUUUCUAUCUGGAUUCCGUUGGGAUUGUGAUAUCCCUGUCGUCUGCAAGGUUGUCGACGCCUUGCAAUAUCCUGAUGCCGCAGAUUAUCUAGAGUCUGAAGCUCGCGUCUAUGCAGCUCUGCGAGAUCUCCAAGGCAAAGUGAUUCCCAAACUCUAUGGAUUCUAUCAAGUUUGGGGAAUACUGAAGUUACUCGCACUCGAAGAUGUCGGUGAAGCCAUAUCUGAAAAUGAAGAAAUAAGCCAGGGACUUCGCGACAAGAUGAGGGCCGCUCUCUGGCGCAUUCACGAUGCCGGUUAUAUCCACGGCGAUAUCGCGCGUCGUAACUUUUGUAUGAAAAAGAACGGUGACGUUUUCUUAGUUGACUUCGAGACUUGUCGACUUUCUGUGGACCCACUUGAGCUGGUUGAUGAGAUGGAGCAGGUAGACAUGUUAUAA